UUAAUGAGAAUCCAUCAAAAAGAGUUUAUUUCUUUCCUCUUUCAAACAUGUCUUGUUUUGCUCUUAUUUCCAAUUUUUAGUUCUUCACAACCUCACCGCAAAAUUAAAGACAACAACUACAUUAAGAUGAGUCCAAGACUUCAAUUUGAAAUUACAUUACAUGGCUUUCUUCUUUGGGCUUCAAUGGGAUUCUUGAUGCCGAUUGGUAUACUUGCAAUUAGACUAUCAAACAGAGAAGAAAAUCCAAGAAGGCUUCGAUCUUCAUAUGAUUUUGCAGUUUGUAUUCAACAGAUGAUUGCUGUACUUCUUGCAACCGCAGGAGCAAUUAUGUCCAUAAAAAAUUUCAACAAUCUCUUCAACAAUAAUCAUCAAAGAUUAGGGGCUGCACUUUAUGCUAUUAUAUGGCUACAAGUACUACUUGGUAUCUUUAGACCACAAAGGGGAUGCAAAAGAAGAAGUGUGUGGUUUUUUGCACACUGGAUACUUGGAACUGCAGUCACAUUCUUGGGUGUUUUGAAUGUUUAUAUUGGUUUAGAAGCUCACCAUGAAAAAACAUCAAAAGGCAUAACAACUUGGAAUUUAUUUUUCACUAUUCAGAUAUCAUUGAUUGUAUUUUUCUACCUUUUUCAAGAAAAAUGGUUCUACAUUCAAAAACAAAGAGUGGUUUUGAAAAAGGACGAAAAUGUUCCAAAGGAGGUGGGAUUGAAGGUUGGAACUUGUUAA
This is a messenger RNA of Lathyrus oleraceus (garden pea), 723 nucleotides long. Its product is annotated as cytochrome b561 domain-containing protein At2g30890-like. The coding region runs from base 4 to 723 and encodes 239 amino acids. The transcript has 4 exons. The record is from RefSeq and is a predicted model, not a curated record. Gene Ontology annotation, molecular function: transmembrane monodehydroascorbate reductase activity; heme binding. Lineage: Eukaryota; Viridiplantae; Streptophyta; Magnoliopsida; Fabales; Fabaceae.